AUGAUGUUUCAUACAUUCCAUUUAAUAUUCUUGGUGCUACCGCCUCCCAAUACUAUCACAUUAGCCAAAUUUAUGAGUCUCUUAGAUAAUACAAACAAUUCUCAACAAUUACCAGCAAAAAUGAUCAACUCCAGCAGUUUUGCGGGAGAAAAAUAUUUAACAAUGAACCUCCCUUUAAACAUAAAACCGAACGGAGCUCACAUGAAGAUCACUUUACAUUACAAUGAUCCAAAUUAUUUUAAACGCUAUCAUCAAAUAUAUUCCGAAGGAGAUGUCCUAUUCGGAAAAUACAAAACGGGCGUUUUUACUAUCCUCGGAGAGUAUUCCAUCGCUGGAACGUGGACCAAUGCCGAAGGAGAUAUUUAUGAAAUACAUCCAUUAGGACUAUGUCAUAAAAGAGUUGGCAACAAUUUAUACAAUUAUCCGUGGAUAGCUUACGUUAAACUCUCCCGACCUGACGAUCUCAUCCAAGAAUGCGUGUCAAUAUAUAAUAAGAUGAAACGUGCCGUGAUGCGAGGUGCUCUUGCGAUUAUUUUGGAUAUAUCGUUAGAUAUAGAUGCCAAGUAUAAGCUUAUAUCUCAUAUCCACCAGCAGCAAUCCAUACCUCGGCCAAUUAUUUUGAUCAAAGAUGAUCAAGCCUUAAAAAUGCUUAGAAUGAUGAAAAUAAGUCGUUUUUCAUCUGUGCUAAUAUCUAAAGACGAUGGGGCUUUGUUUCCCCUUACCGCCAAAAAUCAGAAUACCUCUGAUGACACAAUUACGUUUGCCUUUUACUCGCUAAUUUUUAUAGCAAUUUUGAUAUUGUUAUCAGUGAUGAUGAAGUUUUAUUAUAACUGGUCCACUCAUACAAAGGGUUCAACAAAAUAUAACUAUAACAAGAAAAUCAAAAAGAUUUUGACCCAUAUGCGAAGUUCUAAUAUAUCGACAACUCUUAACCUUUCUAACCUUCGCGAAAAAACUAAAAAAAGUAACAAUGAUUCCUCCAGGAAAGAGAACUGCGCGAUAUGCUUAGAUACUUUUAAAUUUGGCCAGGAUCUGCGGAGAAUUUUUUGCGGGCACGAAUUCCAUAAAGUUUGCGUUGACCCUUGGUUAGCGAUUCAUAAAACUUGCCCAUUGUGUAUCAGAAGAGUAUCAAGGAAAUGGGAACAAAAACCUGCUCAAUAUACUUCUCAUUCGGACAAAAUUUGCUUUAGGACUCGAAAGGAUUUGUUAAAUAUAGUUGCUACCAAUAAUGAAUGCACAGAGCAGUGCAAGAAAUGUAGGAUAAAACAAGAACGUCAAAAAUUUAUGAGUCCUACUAUUAUGUCCUGCCAUAUCAAUUAUUCGGCUCCAAGAUACUAUAAAUAUUCUAAUAACCCUUACAUGCUAAUGCGUUGUCAAAAAAUAUUUGAUAGGCGCAAAUAUUCAAAAAUGGAAUUCGCAUCGGAAAAACCUGUUGAUUACGGUUAUUGGCCAAAUCAGAAAAAAUAUUGCCCAAAAUAUAAUUUUUACCGUCAUCGGUGGUGUGCCGCCACGCCCGAAAACUAUCAAGCUAGAAAAAAUUAUCACCCAACUUCUAUCAUAGAUAUAAAUAAAAAAUCACAUCGCUUGCGACACAAAAAUCUUAAACAAAUUCGUUAUCUCAAUGAUUUAGAGUUCAACAGAAUCUCAAAAUCUGGCAAAAAAAUUAAAUACGUAUUAAAUCGAUCAAAGAAGUGUGAUAGCGCGUGUUACAAUUCAAAAUGUUUAGAAGCCAUAAACCCGAAGAGUAUUGUUGAAAACCACGGUAUGCUUCACUUUAUUAAGGCGAUAAACGAUAACAAACAUUGCCUAACAUCCUUUCAAAAGACUUUAUUUUGUAAAAACAACAAUUCGACCAAAAAUAAGGUUCACACCUCAACAAACAUGAAAACCCGAGGACAAUUAGUUCGCCAUAAAUGCAUCAAGAAUAUCAAUUAUAAAUCUUUACUAUCACCAUUGAAUUGCGUUAAUUAUACUCAACAUUCUUCCGAAAGAUAUUGCCUUUUAGACAAUAUACAUUAA
This is a messenger RNA of Gordionus sp. m RMFG-2023, 2019 nucleotides long. RefSeq lists its product as uncharacterized. Gene Ontology annotation, biological process: ubiquitin-dependent protein catabolic process. The transcript has 8 exons. NCBI's taxonomy places the organism in Eukaryota, Metazoa, Nematomorpha, Gordioida, Chordodea, Parachordodidae. Gene Ontology annotation, molecular function: ubiquitin protein ligase activity. Bases 1 to 2019 code for a protein of 672 amino acids. The record is from RefSeq and is a predicted model, not a curated record.